UCGAACUACCACUCCCAGGAGUCCUAGCGGCCUUCCAGGUCCCUUUGCAAGGGGCCUGGUGAGGAUCGGGUGAAUGUCAGCGGAGAAAGGAAUCCUAGUACUUUCAGUCCAGUGAAAGGAGGGCCGAAGGGAAGGGCAAGUGGGCGUCAGCUCCUUUCCGGAGACGUUCUGUCUUGAUUGACGCAGCUGGAGCUAACGUUUUUGCCGAACACGCCCGUGCAGCGUCACCGGUGUGGACGCGACGCUCAAUUCCGCGCCCGGCCGGGUGUGUGGCCGGUCGCGAAGGUCUGCUCUUCAUAGCUGGCGUCUUCCCUGAGCGGGGCGGCCUUCCAGGAACAUGAUCUGCACUCUCCUGCGAGCUGUGCGGUGCACGGAGAGGCUGCACGGGUGCCCCGGGAAGCCAUGGUUUCUGCCACACCCCGUGCCUCACAGAGCUUGCUCGCAGACGGAGCCCAGGUGGAGAUGGGGGCUGCAAGAGCAGAAGGCGACGGCGCGACCUAGGUGUAUUUGGGGAGUCACCCAGAGGUCCAUCUGGACGCAAGGACGGAGCCCCCAAAGCGCGAAGGAGGACGGGAGCAAGCAAGUGUCUGUGCACAGGAGUCAGGGCGGGGAAACCGUCCUCUCGACGUCACAAAAAGUGAAAGAAGCUGGAAGAGAUUUUACCUACUUAAUAGUGGUGCUUAUUGGAAUCACCAUUACAGGUGGCUUGUUUUACACGAUCUUCAGAGAACUUUUUUCUUCAUCGAGUCCGAAUAAGAUAUAUGGGAAAGCCCUAGAAAAGUGCAGAUCGCAUCCCGAGGUCAUCAGUGUCUUCGGCGAGCCCGUCAAAGGCUACGGGGAGGUGACACGACGAGGCCGAAGGCAGCACGUUAGCUUUAUUGAAUACGUAAAAGAUGGGCUGAAACACAUGCGAGUGAAGUUCUACAUCCAGGGCUCGGAGCCUGGGAAGCAGGGAACCGUGCAUCUUGAAGUGAAGGAGAACCCAGAAAGUGGUGAAUAUGAAUUUCGAUAUAUAUUUGUAGAACUUGAACCCUAUUCUAGAACUAUUGUCAUUGAAGAUAAUCGAUCCUGAGACAAUCAGAAGAACAAGCAAGCUUGUGUUUCCUGAUGGGUGUGGCAGGCUCUGAUCUUCAGCCUUGGCCAACCUCUGUUUUGAAUAAAACAGGAGGGAGUAAAGCUCAUAAAAGUGAAGGCCACUGGGUAGUUGUUACAUUUAGACAAACUGAAUUAGAGAUUUUCUCCUAGAGUGAAAAAUCAUGAAAUAGAGCAUACUUUAUGUUAAAUCUUUGCAUUAAUGGUCACAGGCAGAGUUUCUGCUCUGCUUAACAUCUUUUAUGAUAAAUUUUUGUUAUUAAAAGUUUUACACCAUGUAAAUAAAAUAGAGUUCAAUAUUCAGUGCUUUUUUAUGUUGUAUGAAAUCUGUGAAAUAAAAUUGAAACUAAUAAAAGGAUGUUCAAUUGA
Cervus elaphus (red deer) is the source of this 1461-nucleotide messenger RNA. RefSeq names its product translocase of inner mitochondrial membrane 21 (gene TIMM21). Gene Ontology annotation, cellular component: TIM23 mitochondrial import inner membrane translocase complex. The coding region runs from base 338 to 1072 and encodes 244 amino acids. NCBI's taxonomy places the organism in Eukaryota, Metazoa, Chordata, Mammalia, Artiodactyla, Cervidae. Gene Ontology annotation, biological process: protein import into mitochondrial matrix. The record is from RefSeq and is a predicted model, not a curated record. The transcript has 6 exons.